AUGUCACAGCACGUCUCGGCAGACGAAGAAGCAGCGAUUCUGGAGCGCGUCGGGCGACUGGGCAUCUCGCUUGGCGCCAACGAGGCCGUUUCAAACCAGCAGCUCGAUACGACAUUCACCGGUCGGCUGCCUGGCGCGGGUCGACCUGGCGCAAACAACACGACAUUCGACCACGGAUCGACAUUGUCGUUUUCCCAUAACGCACUUCGGGCUGCGGCGGGUGGAAGUGCAGGCGCGAAUCAGGCGACGAGCGAGAAGCGGUUUGCCAGUUUGAAACACGCUGAAGCGCAGGCAAUGCUGGUUGGAUUGCUCGCCAUCUACGACGAGGCAUGGAACUGGAACGCUGCAGAACUGUCAGACGCUGCCAACUACAAGCGCAUUUCCAAGCACCUGACCAUGCUCGAGCUCGGCCACUUGGCACGGUCGGCCUCAGACCUCGAUCCGGCGGUAAACGCCAAGCGUGUUGCACGCGUUGUUGCGGGGCUCCUUGACAAGAUUGAAGCUCGACAUGGCCCCAGUAUUUACCGCGUACGCCAGCAGCAGCUCCGUCGUGCUGCAGCGAUGAGCGUCGGGCGACCGCGUUCCAAAUCGGCCUCGGCGUCUGAUGCCAGUAUGCUCAAUGCAAGCGUCCUGCCAAACGACACGACGUUGAAUACAACCAACCACUUUACUUCGACGAAAGGAGCCUUGCCUGCAGCGGUUGCACCCACUGUUGCACCCGUCGUUGCUGCUCCGCGAGCUGCUGCUGCUCCAAUCCAAGCCGCCCGCCCCGCCGUGUCUGCAUCAAGCCAUGCACCGAGCCAUGGGCCAACAGCUGCCUCCAAGCCAGUGGUACCAACCUUUGGGCGAGACAUUUCCAACAUUUCGUCAAAUGUUGCUGGUGGCAAGAGUGCUGCACUGAGCAAGUAUGCUACACAGGAAAAUCCAGGGACACUGCACAAGUCCAAGAGCUAUGGCAAUUUGGACGAGAGCAUCUUUUCGGAUCCAAACUUCAAUCCGUUUCAAACCACUCGCACUCUCGCCCGCACUCCCCCCUGCAUUUCUGGUCCCAUUCCUCCCACCAUCAUCACGGUGGCAACGGCCUUCAGCCCAAUUUUGGCGCGCGAAGCAUUCAAUCCGUUUGCGCCGCGGCAUCAGCUUCAACGCACUCCCCAGAAGACGCAACCUCCGACUACAGAGAACAGUGUCAUUGAGCCUGCCACUGUCGCGGUCGAGACGGCUGCAGUCACUGGAGGCGUCCCUUCUCCCCGCCGCGCCUAUGCUGCUGUGGCGGCGACCGCGCCUGUCGCGAAUGUCGGAGAACCAUUACCAGUCCAAUCACCUGUGCGCCCGCUGCCAGCGCUGGUCAAUGCACGCGCGACUGCACAUCUCAACAAGGAGGCAGAAAGUGCUGCUCACACUGUUGUACAAGCCUCGACGACAUCAGCCAAGGCAGCCAAGUCACCAAAGUCACCCAAGUCGCCCAAGUCCAAAGUGCCGGCCAGAACUCUCCCAGUUGCCGCUCCCGUGACUGUUUCAGCGGUUGUUGCCGCACCUGUAUUGAACGCUGCAGCUGCAGCAGAGGCUCCGGUUGUGCCGGCUCCUCAGGCCGUCACCUCAUCGACUCGUGCUGCUCCAGCAGCUUUGAUUGCUGCAGCCGCCCCAGCUCCUGAGCCCACUUCGGUCACCGCCAUUGUAGCCAACAGUGCCUCCACUUCUGCUCCGAGCUAUGCCAGUAUGGUAAAGUCCCCAGCUAAAAGCCCACGCCGAGCUGCUGACCGUCGGAUUAUCGCCCUUCGCCACGACGAUUUUGUUCCCUCGCCCAAGUCCCAGUACAAGACUGGACCAAGUGACGGGCGGGCCUCUCCUCUCCGAAACGUUUUGGCGACGGCUGUACCCAUGCAGGAUGUUUCGCCGCCACGUUCUCGCACGUCGCCCGCCAAGGCCAAACUUCAAGCCGCUAUUGCCACUGCCCUUCCAGCGGAAUCAUCCACAAGGCGUUCCUCGCCCAGGCGUGCAGCCAGUAUGGUGUCAAAGCCGCCGCAGAGUCAAGAUGCUUUGGAAUUGUCGCAGCGACAGUCGCUCAAUUGUGCUGCAGCCCUGUUUAAGGAAGAAUCAGCGGCGUCCUCGUACAUGAAUGCCGCCGCUGCUCAUCGGGUCGCUACAGCUCCCGUCCCACCGGCGCUGACAGUAGUGAGUAACACGACUUCUUCCGCCAUGAUGGCACCUUCCACGGCAACCGCUAUUGGCAAGACGCCAGCGCCAGUUCCUCGAGCUGCAUCGCCACGGCGUCGCGAGUCACCGCGAAAGCAGAUCCCAGCAAGUCCACAAAGGCCGCAGAACGAGGCUUCUCCAACAGCCAAUUGGCUGGCGGAUACGCUUCGUCAAACAAUGCUGGAAUUGGAGGCAGCGACAACCCUCGAAAGCGCGUCCCCUGCCAUGUCGCCGGCGCUUUCGGCUCCAAACUCGCCCAGCAGUCGGGAGAUUUUUGCCAAGCUCCGGCAGGUCAACACCCAACUUUGGGAUGAGUUGGUCGCAACCUCACCCGCGCCUCGCGUUGCCUCACCGAAAAAGGCACCGACGCCCCGAGCCACUACUCCUGCAUCUGCAUCUGCAUCUGCACCUACUCCUCUUGCUCAAGUUCGGACUGCCGUUGUCGUUGGUCCCGCGACUCAAUCACCGAUUCAAAUCCCAUCACCAGUCUCCCAAUCACCAAUCCAAUCGCCGGUUCAAGUGCCAUCGCCAGUCUCCCAAAUGACCCAGCAACCAGCCUCGUUAACACACCCAGCUCCCGCAGCACGAUCGCGCCCAGCCGCAACCACCAUUUCCGUGUGCUCUCGAAGCGCGCUCGAGCGACUCGUCCGCCGCACCGAGCUGUACAUUCAGCGCUAUCAAACGCUUCAGCAAACCCGCGAUGUGCUCGAUAAGCUAUCCGGUCUCUCGUUGCAAUGA
Capsaspora owczarzaki ATCC 30864 is the source of this 2931-nucleotide messenger RNA. RefSeq lists its product as hypothetical. NCBI's taxonomy places the organism in Eukaryota, Filasterea, Ministeriida, Capsasporidae. The coding region runs from base 1 to 2931 and encodes 976 amino acids. The record is from RefSeq and is a predicted model, not a curated record. The transcript has 4 exons.